GCAGGACCGGGACAGACAGACCCGGACCAGACCCGGACCAGCAUGGACACCAGCGGGGCCCAGAGCCCGAGGCCGGACGAGCUGCUGUUCUUCGUUAACGGACAGAAGAUUGUUGAGAGAAACGCAGAUCCUGAGACGACUCUGCUGACGUACCUGAGGAGGAAACUGGGUUUAACAGGAACCAAACUAGGAUGUGCUGAAGGAGGAUGUGGAGCCUGUACCGUCAUGCUGUCCAGAUACCAGACCCACACUGAACAGCUGCUUCACUACGCCGUCAACGCCUGUCUCGCCCCGCUCUGCUCCCUACACCUGGUUGCCGUGACGACCGUGGAGGGCAUCGGCAGUGUCGCGAAAAAAUUACAUCCUGUACAGGAGCGAAUAGCCAGAGCUCACGGCUCUCAGUGUGGAUUCUGUACUCCGGGGAUCGUCAUGUCCAUGUACGCUCUGCUGAGGAACAACCCCACGCCCAAAAUGGCCGACGUGGAGGAGGCCUUCCAAGGAAAUCUGUGUCGGUGCACCGGAUACAGACCCAUACUGGAGGGAUACAAGACCUUCACUGUGGAGGGGGGGUGCUGUGGUGGCAGGGGGCGGGACAACGGCUGCUGUAUGGCCAAUGGGAGUGGAGCUGAGAGAAGUUCAGAGGAAGUCGUUGAUGAAGCAACAUCUUUAUUUAACGCAGCAGACUUCGCGCCCUUUGACCCCACACAGGAAGUCAUCUUCCCUCCUGAACUCAUGUCUCUCACCAAAGGUCAAAGGUCAGCCUCGCUGUGUUUCCAUGGCGACCGGGCGACGUGGCUGCAGCCAAACAGUCUGGACGAGUUUCUGCGUCUGAAAUGGAAACACCCCGACGCCCGGGUGGUGGUGGGAAACACCGAAGUGGGUAUCGAGGUGAAGUUUAAGAGCAUGGUGUACCCGGUCAUCCUGGCUCCGGCCUUCAUGCCUGAGCUGAACGCAGUGAGACGCUCUGAGGACGGCGUUGUGUUCGGUGCAGCGUGCACGCUCAGCCACAUGGGGGCGGUGCUGAGGCAGGAAGUGGAGACUCUUCCUCCUCACCAGACCCAAGUCUUCCUCGCCGUUCUAGAACAGCUGCGCUGGUUCGCUGGACUGCAGAUCCGCAACGUCGCUGCCGUCGGAGGAAACAUCAUGACAGCCAGCCCCAUCUCAGACCUGAACCCAGUGUUCAUGGCAACGGGCUGCAAACUCACCCUGAUGGACAAAGACGGCAGCCGUGUGGUUCGGAUGGACGACACGUUCUUCACCGGCUACAGAAGGACGGUGGUUCGACCCCAGGAGAUCCUGGUGUCCAUAGAGAUCCCGUACAGCCAGAAGACUCAGUUCGUCUCCGCCUUCAAGCAGUCGCCUCGCCGCGAGGACGACAUCAGCACCGUCACCGCGGCGAUGAGCGUCACCUUCACUCCCGGGACCGACGUGGUGGAGGACCUGAGGCUGAGCUACGGCGGCAUGGCGGCCACCACCACGAUGGCCACCAGGACGGCGGAGACGCUGCUGGGGAGGCGGUGGGGGGAGGAGCUUCUGCAGGACGCCUGCUCCUCAUUGGCCCAGGAGAUGACCCUCGACCCCUCUGCGCCGGGCGGCAUGGUGACGUACCGGCGGACUCUGUCCCUGAGCCUCUUCUACAAGUUCUACCUGACGGUUCUGCAGAAGCUCAGAGACCAGGGGGUGAAAGCGGACGAGGUCCGGGCCGACUGUCUGAGCGCCGCAGACGUGUACCAUGCAGAGACCCCGUCCAGCGUUCAGGUCUACCAGGCGGUGCCGGAGGGGCGGGUCCAGGACGACGUGGUGGGCCGUCCCAUGAUGCACCUGUCGGCCCUGAAGCAGGCGACGGGCGAGGCGGUUUACUGCGACGACGUGCCGCUGUACGAGAACGAGCUCUACCUGUCACUGGUCACCAGCACCAGAGCCCACGCCAACAUCCUCUCCAUAGAUACCUCAGCAGCAGAGCAGUUACCUGGCGUGGUCUGCUGUGUGUUUGCCGCCGACAUCCCCGGCAGCAACGCCACCGGAGCGGUCCAGUACGACGAGACCGUCCUCGCCGACCGACAGGUGACGUGUGUCGGUCACAUCAUCGGCGCCGUGGUGGCCGACACCCAGCUUCACGCUCAGAGAGCCGCCAAAGCCGUCCGGAUCCAGUACGAAGAGCUGCAGCCGCUGGUCACCAUCCAGGAGGCCAUAGCUGCCCAGUCCUUCUAUCAGCCAAUCAGAACCCUCCAGAGUGGGGACCUAGAGGCGGGGUUUAAACAGGCCGACCACGUCCUGGAGGGUGAGAUGCACAUGGGAGGUCAGGAACAUUUCUACCUGGAGACAAACGUCUCUCUGGCUGUUCCUCGAGGAGAAGAUGGAGAGAUAGAGCUCUUUGUUUCUACUCAGUCUGCUGCCAAAACACAGUCUCUGGUGGCCAAGGCGCUGGGCGUCCCUGCAAACAGGGUGGUGGUCCGGGUGAAGAGGAUGGGUGGAGGCUUCGGGGGGAAGGAGACUCGAACCACCGUGUUGUCCACUGUGGUCGCCGUGGCAGCAAACAAGCUGAAGAGGCCUGUGAGGUGCAUGUUGGACAGAGACGAGGACAUGUUGGUGACGGGAGGACGACACCCCUUCUACGGGAAAUACAAGGUGGGUUUCCUAAACAGUGGGAAGGUCGUUGCUUUGGACGUGUCGUACUACAGCAACGCUGGAAACUCCAUGGACCUGUCUCUGUCGAUCAUGGAGCGCGCUCUGUUCCACAUGGAGAACUCGUACAGCGUGGCCAACGUGCGCGGCCGCGGCUUCAUGUGCCGCACCAACCUGCCGUCCAACACGGCCUUCAGGGGCUUUGGAGGGCCGCAAGGCAUGAUGAUCGCUGAGAGCUGGAUAACCGACGUGGCUCAGAGUCUGGGCAGGCCGGCCGAGGAAGUGCGCCGGUUGAACCUGUACGUGGAAGGAGAGUCCACGCCCUACACCCAGAUCCUGACUCAGUUCACCCUGGACCGCUGCUGGGACGAGUGUCUGUCCCGCUCUGGAUACCAGCAGCGUCGAGCCGCCGUCAACAUUUACAACAGUCAGAACCGGUGGACCAAACGAGGCCUCGCCAUCGUCCCCACCAAGUUCGGCAUCAGCUUCACCGCCCUCUUCCUCAACCAGGCUGGAGCUCUGGUUCAUAUCUACACCGACGGCUCGGUGUUGUUGACCCACGGAGGGACGGAAAUGGGACAAGGCCUCCACACCAAGAUGAUCCAGGUUGCCAGCCGGGUUCUGGGUAUCCCCUGUUCAAAGAUCCACAUCUCAGAGACCAGCACCAACACAGUCCCCAACACCAGCCCCACCGCCGCCUCCGCCUCCUCGGACCUCAACGGGGCCGCUGUGCAGAACGCCUGUGAGAUCCUCGUGAAACGCCUGGAGCCGUAUAAGACCAAGAGCCCCAAAGGAUCAUGGGAAGACUGGGUGCGAGCAGCGUAUUUCGACAGAGUCAACCUCAGUGCAAACGGUUUUUACAAGACUCCAGAUCUUGGUUACGACUUUGUCUCAAACUCGGGCCGAGCGUUCAACUACUUCACCUACGGAGUGGCCUGUUCAGAGGUGGAGGUCGACUGUCUGACCGGAGCUCACAAGAACCUGAGUACCACCAUAGUGAUGGACGUCGGUCACAGCCUCAACCCGGCUAUAGACAUCGGACAGGUGGAGGGGGGGUUCAUGCAGGGUCUGGGUCUCUUCACCCUGGAGGAGCUCCAUUAUUCGCCCCAGGGCGUCCUCCUCACUCGGGGUCCUGGUUCUUAUAAGAUCCCGGCUUUUGGUGACAUCCCCACCCAGCUGACCGUCUCGCUGCUCCGGGACGCCCCGAACGACAAGGCCAUCUUCGCCUCCAAGGCUGUCGGAGAGCCGCCUCUCUUUCUGGCCUCGGCGAAUUUCUACGCCAUCAAAGAUGCCAUCGCUGCCGCCCGGCUGGAGUCGGGCAUCAGCGGUCCGUUCAGGCUGGACAGCCCCGCCUCCUCCGAGAGGAUCCGCAACGCCUGCAGCGACAGAUUCACCAAACUGUGUCCUCCAGCAGAACCCAGUUCCUUCGUCCCCUGGUCCGUCCAAGUCUAGGACCAGAGACGGAGGAAACCAGCACCGAUGGUCACCGGAGAAUCUGUAAAACCACUAAACUACCAAUCAGCCAUCAUCUGCGUACGCACAUUCACUAACUGAUCAGGACUUCAGUAACAGUUCAUGAAGUCAGCUACUGUUUAAUACGAACUAACUUUAAUUAACACUUUGUAUAACCGAAAUAUGCCGUUAGCCUUUAGCUAACAGGCAGCUUAUAAUCUUCUAAUCUUCUUAACAAUAUUUCACUGUGAAACAUGUUGCAUGAACCAAACAUAGUUAUUUCAGCUGAUGUCAUCUGAUGUUAAUCAGUAUAUAUUAAUCGUUUACAUUGAUUGGUGCUACAGUUUAACCUCCAUGUUCAUUCACAUCACAAUGAAAUAUGAUGUACGUUAGAUAUGAAUUAUAAUCAUGUUGAUGGAAAUGUUGCACUGUAUGAAUGAAAUAAAUAAAGCACAUUUUGAUGGAUGUUUAUUAAUAAUAAACAUCAUUCAGCCCGUAGUCUACUGACGAUGUCAUACUCUUUGAUGGUAGAUUUAUGGUGUAAAUCAACCGUUUUUUCUCAAUCAUGCGUUAAAAUUAACAGUUGCUUUAAAGCAGAGCAACUUAAUGAGAUUAAAUCAGAUUUUUACCUUUUAAACUACAUUUUAAAAGUUCCUCCAACUUCAUUUGUUUGUAAUUUGAGCUCCAAAGAUAAGACCCUGACAACAUAGGACACUAAUCAUAGGACACUCGGAACAAAGGACACUAGUGGGAAAACAGGACACUAAACAUUGGACACUAGUGGGAAAAUAGGACACUAAACAUAGGACACUAAACA
Molecule: messenger RNA, 4894 nt
Organism: Anoplopoma fimbria (sablefish)
Lineage: Eukaryota; Metazoa; Chordata; Actinopteri; Perciformes; Anoplopomatidae
Gene: xdh
Product: xanthine dehydrogenase
Exons: 35
Coding region: 43-4077 (1344 amino acids)
Molecular function (GO): FAD binding; 2 iron, 2 sulfur cluster binding; iron ion binding
Source: RefSeq, a predicted model, not a curated record